UAGAACUUUAUUAUUCUAGCAUCACGGCAGCAGGUUUCUGCUAAGUUUGGAGUUACUCGCGUCACCACAACUGUAUGCCUGCUUGAAGGUGGUUUAAAAACAGGGGCUCAGCAGCACAAGGAGUCUGCAUGUCUGCUUAGACAUGCUCAGCUUUGUGGAUACUCGGAUUCUGUUGCUGCUUGCAGUAACUUCAUACCUAGCAUCAUGUCAAUACUCGGGCCCCAGAGGAGACAAAGGACCUCGAGGUGACAGGGGUCUUCCUGGCCCAAAUGGAAGAGAUGGAAAACCCGGACUCCCUGGACCCGCUGGCCCUCCUGGUCCCCCUGGACUCGGAGGAAACUUUGCUGCUCAGUAUGAUGGCGUAAAAGCUCCUGAUCCUGGCCCUGGACCCAUGGGUAUGAUGGGACCUAGAGGCCCUGCUGGACCUCCUGGACCCCCUGGACCUCAGGGACACACCGGACAUGCUGGUGAGCCUGGAGAGCCUGGACAGUCUGGUGCCGUUGGUCCUCGUGGCCCCCCUGGACCCCCUGGCAAAGCUGGAGAUGAUGGUAACAGCGGUAGACCUGGCAAGCCCGGAGACAGAGGUGUCCCUGGCCCUCAGGGUGCUCGUGGUUUCCCCGGAACCCCUGGACUUCCAGGAAUGAAGGGACACAGAGGUUAUAGUGGUCUGGAUGGGCGCAAGGGAGAGCCUGGUUCCACUGGCCCCAAGGGUGAGAAUGGUGCCCAUGGAGCUGCUGGAAGCCCUGGACUGGCUGGAGCUCGUGGUCUGUCUGGUGAGAGAGGUCGCCCUGGCCCUGCUGGCCCUGCUGGUGCUCGUGGCGCUGAUGGCAAUGUUGGACCCGCUGGCCCUGCUGGUCCUGUUGGUGCUGCUGGUCCCCCAGGCUUCCCCGGUGGCCCCGGCCCCAAGGGAGAGAUUGGACCUGCUGGACCUUCUGGCCCAGCUGGACCUCAGGGAGCUAGAGGAGAGCCUGGUUCAAAUGGUGCUGUUGGCCCCGUUGGUCCCCCUGGUAACCCUGGUGCCAAUGGUCUGAAUGGAGCCAAGGGAGCUGCUGGCGCCGCUGGUAUUGCUGGCGGUCCUGGCUUCCCCGGACCAAGAGGAGGACCCGGACCCCAGGGCCCUCAGGGUGCUGCUGGACCUAGAGGCCUGUCUGGAGAUCCUGGUGUUCAGGGUGUCAAGGGAGACACCGGUCCCAAAGGAGAGCCUGGCAACUCUGGACCUCAGGGAGCCCCCGGACCUCAGGGUGAGGAAGGCAAGAGAGGACCCACUGGUGAGCUUGGUGCCACUGGCCCUGCUGGUGCCCGUGGAGCUAGAGGCGCUCCUGGCAGCCGUGGCCUGCCUGGUGCUGAGGGAAGAACUGGCCCCAUUGGUAUGCCUGGUGCCCGUGGUUCAACUGGUACAGCUGGACCUCGUGGACCCCCUGGAGAUGCUGGUCGUGCUGGUGAGGCUGGCCCAGCUGGUCUCAGGGGUCUCCCAGGAAGCCCUGGAAACUCUGGACCCCCAGGAAAGGAGGGACCUGCUGGUCCUUCUGGACAAGAUGGCCGCACCGGACCUCCCGGCCCAACAGGACCUAGAGGCCAGCCUGGAAACAUUGGUUUUCCCGGACCCAAAGGACCAUCUGUAAAAUUAUCAUGUUCCUUCCUUUUUUGUUAGGGAGCCCCUGGACCUGAUGGCAACAAUGGAGCUGCUGGCGCCGCUGGACCCAGUGGUGGUCCAGGUGAGAAGGGAGAGCCGGGACCUGCUGGAUCUCCUGGCUUCCAGGGUCUGCCUGGUCCCGCUGGACCUGCUGGUGAGCCUGGCAAGCCUGGAGACAGAGGUCUCCCAGGAGAACAGGGACUUGCUGGACCUGCUGGUGCUAAGGGAGAGCGUGGUAACUCUGGUGCUGCAGGAGCUGCUGGACCUCAGGGACCAAUGGGAUCCCGUGGACCCGCUGGGCCCGCUGGACCUGAUGGUGGCAAGGGAGAGCCUGGCACUGCUGGACUUGCUGGUGGUCCUGGACACCAGGGACCUGGUGGCAUGCCUGGUGAGCGUGGAGCAGCUGGUACUCCUGGACCCAAGGGAGAGAAGGGAGAGCCUGGACACAGAGGCCCUGAUGGCAAUGCUGGCAGAGAUGGUGCCCGUGGUGCGCCUGGACCAGCUGGACCUCCUGGACCCACUGGUGCUAAUGGUGACAAGGGUGAGAGUGGUGCCUUCGGACCUGCUGGUCCCGCUGGACCCCGUGGAGCCCCUGGAGAACGUGGAGAAGUUGGACCUGCUGGAGCUCCUGGAUUUGCUGGACCCCCUGGUGCUGACGGUCAGCCUGGAGCAAAAGGAGAGCGUGGACCUAGUGGAGUAAAGGGAGAAGUUGGCCCCGCUGGCCCUGCUGGACCCGCUGGACAGUCUGGACCUGCUGGUCCUUCUGGCCUUGCUGGACCUACUGGUGCUCGUGGAGAAACUGGUCCUCCUGGUUUGACUGGUUUCCCUGGUGCUCUUGGCAGAGUUGGUGCUGCUGGUCCUGCUGGUAUUGCUGGACCCCCUGGUCCUGCUGGCCCCAGUGGUAAGGAUGGUCCUCGUGGUCCCCGUGGUGAUUCUGGCCCUGCUGGUCCUCCUGGAGAGCAGGGUAUUGUAGGACCACCUGGUCCAGCUGGAGAUAAGGGUCCCUCUGGAGAAUCUGGUGCCCCUGGUCCUCCUGGUCCUCCUGGAACCAGUGGUUCUAUUGGACUUCAGGGAUUUGUUGGUCUGCCUGGUGCUAGAGGAGAUCGUGGUACACCUGGUGGUGUUGGUGGUUUGGGAGAGCCUGGUAGAGUUGGACCUGCUGGUCCUCCUGGAGCCCGUGGUCCCCCUGGCAACAUUGGCCUGCCUGGUAUGACUGGACCUCAUGGAGAGGCUGGACGUGAGGGUAACCCUGGUAACGAUGGACCUCCUGGCCGUCCUGGUACUCCUGGAUUCAAGGGAGACCGUGGUGAGCCUGGACCAGCUGGUGCCAUGGGUCUUGCUGGUACCCCCGGACCUGCUGGACCCACUGGAGCUGCUGGCAGACCUGGAAAUCGUGGAGAGCCUGGCCCAGGAGGUCCUGCUGGACCCGUUGGCCCCGCUGGAGCUAGAGGUGCCCCAGGACCUGCUGGACCUCGUGGUGAGAAGGGAGUUGCUGGAGAAAGGGGAGAAAGAGGCUUGAAGGGUCUGCGUGGACAUCCCGGUCUCCAAGGAAUCCCUGGACCUUCUGGACCCUCUGGUGACACUGGAUCUGCUGGACCUCAUGGACCUGCUGGACCCAGAGGACCUGCUGGACCCCACGGACCCUCUGGUAAGGAUGGCAGAGCUGGUGCCCAUGGUAGUAUCGGUGCCGCUGGUGCUCGUGGUCCCCCUGGAUACGUUGGACCUAUUGGUCCUGCUGGACCUCCCGGUCUGCCCGGACCUCCCGGCCCAGCUGGUGGUGGAUAUGAUGUCUCCGGAUAUGAUGAGUACAGAGCUGAUCAGCCCGCCCUGAGAGCCAAGGACUAUGAGGUCGAUGCCACCAUCAAGUCACUAAACACACAGAUUGAGAACUUGCUUACUCCUGAGGGAUCCAGGAAGAACCCUGCCCGUACUUGCCGUGACAUCAAACUCAGCCACCCUGACUGGAGCAGCGGAUUCUAUUGGAUUGACCCCAACCAGGGCUGCAUCAAUGAUGCCAUUAAGGCCUUCUGCGACUUCACCACCCGCGAGACCUGCAUCUAUGCCCACCCUAAGAAUAUCGCCCAGAAGAACUGGUACAGAAGUACUGAGGCCAAGAAGCACGUCUGGUUUGGAGAGACCAUCAACGGUGGUACUGAGUUUACCUACAACGAUGAGACCCUCAGCCCCCAGAGCAUGGCCACCCAGUUGGCAUUCAUGCGCCUGCUAUCCAACCAGGCCAGCCAGAACAUCACUUACCACUGCAAGAACAGUAUUGCCUACAUGGACGGUGAGAGCGGCAACCUGAAGAAGGCUGUGGUGCUCCAGGGCUCCAAUGAUGUAGAGCUGAGGGCCGAGGGCAACAGCCGCUUCACCUACUCUGUGCUGGAGGAUGGCUGCACUAGACACACUGGUGAGUGGAGCAAGACAGUGAUUGAGUACAGAACAAAUAAACCAUCUCGCCUGCCCAUCCUCGACAUUGCACCUUUGGACAUUGGUGGAGCUGAUCAGGAACUUGGUUUGGACAUUGGCCCAGUCUGUUUCAAAUGAAUAGACUCACGAUAAAUUAACACCACCAAGAGAGAAAGAACGAAAAAACAAAAUCUCUGCCCUUUUUUCUGUGUUGUUUUUUUUUAAUACUGAAUGCUGAUCUCUCUCUGCACAUCCACUUGCUUAAGAUGGGCAACUAUCGGAGAGGACUGAACAGACUGAAUGGAGCGUUUGUGCAAUGCAAAUUAAUACAGCAACCCAAAGGAACGCGGGAAAACACCUUGUUGUGGGACAUCAUGUCAUCCUUUUGUAAAAAAUAAAAGAAGUGUAAUAAAAACGCUGAAAGUAUGCAUCACUUUGUGGUCUUUGUAUAUCUUCCAAAGAGGAGGUUUAAAACCACAAUUUCCAUGAAAAGGUUUAAACUACCUCAUGCCUGUACCUAAAGAAAAUACUAUAGACAAACCCUGGGUCCACAACCGAGAUGUUAAGACUUCUAAUGCUUCAAGCUUUGUCCCAUAUCGGAAGGUGCUCAUUUACUUGAAGCAGAGAUCUAUGGUGCUAAUAUGCAGCUGUGGAGCAAAACCACUUUUUUACUGUAUUACUUUGUAUUGACAUUUGAGGAGUCUUGCAUUCGUCCCCUGAUACUCUCUCACUUUAAGCAGGUGGAAUGUUCCCAAACCUGAUGUCUGGUCUUUGUUUUAUUUCUUAUUUUGUUUUGUUUGUCUAGAAGGUUUUUUUUUGUUUGUUUGUUUGUUUGUUUGUUUUUUAAGGCUUUUUUAACUCUCAUUAUCCCACAGCCUGUGUUCAUUCUGACAGCACAUAUUUCAUCCUAUUCUCAAUGGUUUUUAGGCGCCCUCUCUCUCUCUCUCAAAAAAAAACUGACACCACAAAGUUUAUUGUACCUAUUUUGUAUAUGUGAGAUGUUUAAAUAAAUUGUGAAAAGUUCUGAAAUAAAGCAUGUCCAAUGUUCCAAAACA
Messenger RNA from Monopterus albus (swamp eel), 5097 nucleotides. It is a transcript of the gene col1a2, whose product is annotated as collagen, type I, alpha 2. The transcript has 49 exons. The record is from RefSeq and is a predicted model, not a curated record. Lineage: Eukaryota; Metazoa; Chordata; Actinopteri; Synbranchiformes; Synbranchidae. Gene Ontology annotation, molecular function: extracellular matrix structural constituent.